Molecule: messenger RNA, 1832 nt
Organism: Pomacea canaliculata
Lineage: Eukaryota; Metazoa; Mollusca; Gastropoda; Architaenioglossa; Ampullariidae
Product: protein suppressor 2 of zeste-like
Exons: 6
Coding region: 7-1377 (456 amino acids)
Source: RefSeq, a predicted model, not a curated record
AACCGAAUGCAGCUAUGCGCAAUCUGUAGCAGCCAGGUGAAGGUGGAUGGUCAUGGCGGGGACAAGACGGAGACCGUCGCCAUCGCGGUGAUUGCCUGCAUCGUCCUCUUCCCCUACGUCAUGCUGUGGUGGUCCAGCCCCGACACCGCCUGGCCGGCCCUGGAGGUCCUCUGGAGACUGGCAUUUCAAAGCAUAGCAGUUGCUUUUGCCACUGGACUAACGCUGAUCGGACUUCAAGUGCAUUUUUCAGGCCUUUUCUUCAGACGCUGGGUGGCCUGGUUCUUUCAGCUGAAGAUAGAUGCCGACAGUCACAUCCCCGAUGAUGUCGCUGAGGCAAAAGCUGACAUGUCCAGCCCUGACAAAAUUACAGAAGUUGUUGGCGGGAAUGUCAGUCCAGCAGGGCGGGAUAACAUGAUGGAUGCGUGCACGGUGAAUUCUACUCACUCUGCCGCUUCUCAGACAGAGCCUGCUGACAGCACGCCACCCAAGACGGGCAAUCGAGAGAAGAGCUACAAAAAGGCGAUAAAAAAGCUUUACAGAAAGUUUCUGCUCAUCCGCAGAAAGUGUCAGUCAGAGAUGGUGGGGCUACGGCGCACGGACCGUGAGGCCAGCGACUUCCUGUCACGUGUACAGAUGGCGCUGCCGGGGCUGGAGCGAGACAAGCAGGCGCUGCUAGCCGAGCUGGAGGCCAUCGAGAAGCAGUACGAGGAGGAGAAGAGGCGCAACCACGACCUUCUGAGUCGCCUGCAGCGUCUGCUCAACCAGCACUUCCAGCGCAUCGGCCAGUCGCAGCCUGCCGCAGCCUUGCAGGACCAGCAGCAGAUGAUGCAGAACAAGCAGCGCCAGCAACAGCAGCAGCAACAACAACAGCAGCAGCAGCAGUAUCAACAGAUGCAGCAGCUAAAAGAUCUGCAGCAGCAACAACAACCGUGUAAACAGCAGCCACAACAGCAGUACGCACAUUGGCAGCUUGCAGCCAAUCCCCAGAAAUCGCAAUAUCCAAGCUCUCCUUCAUCGCCCCCGUUGCCAUGGCGACCCAGCAGCAUCCUUCUGCGCUACAGGCGCAGAGCUUCUUGCAGGUGCAGGCGACAAGAACUCAGCAGCAUUUUCCGCACCUGCAAGCCAUCUCCCUCGUCCAGUCGCCAGUCGUACAGACCGCACCGCCACAGCAGCAGCAGCAGCAACAGCAAAAGACGCAGGCGUCGGUGCAAGUCAAGUGCCGCAACGGUACGCAGCUUGUCGGCCAGUCACCUGCACUCAGACCGGCACCGCCGCAGCCCAAGUGAUGCGUUGGGCGGCUGCAGCCUGUGCUGUCUGCAUCCUGGCGUGCAGCAUGUGUUUUUUCUGAUUGAUCACUGUGGCUCGGUGUCUUGCUAAUGGACGUAGUAUCAUGCAAUUCCACCGCUUUGACCUCUAUUUGCGCGUGUGCAAAAUGUCUGUAGGUAAAUUGUGUGUAUGUGAUUUUAAAAAAUUUUUAGUCUAUAUAUAUCUCUCUAUGUCUCCAUGUAGGUAGGUAGUGAACGUUUAAUUAAGGUGGGUGAAGUUGCUGACGAAUCAGAGCACAGGAGAUGCGAGAUGAAUCGAAACAAAGAAAGGAGUAAUAAUAUAUAUAUGCAUAAUCUUUAGAAGUAGGCUAGUAAAUUCCAGCAAUUGUAUUUUUUUAACGUUUUUUUGUUUGUUUGUUUGUUUGUUUCUGGAGUUCUUUUGGAAACAGAAUGAAUGAUGGAUGCUUUGCGUGAAGUCGCGCCUGUGGAUUAUUCUGACAGCGUUCCUACAAUUUCACGUUACGUCUUUACUACGUCCUUUUACUCUGCACUUGUCGGUGCAUAAUG